CAUUCAAAUUACACGUGAAACUCCACUAUUUCUAUUUGGUAUUUCCAAUUCGAAAACGAAGAAAUCGUUUUCUUUGAAAGACGGAAUCUCCACCGCAUCCCAUUUGCUAGCAACUUGUUUCUAAGAAAAUGUAUUCUCUUUUAUGGAGGAAAACCAUACAAAGAGACCAUCUAUAAAGAGGAAUUAGUGCGAAAAUGCUUGCCAGGAAGAAACUGUAAAUGGUUCCAGUAUAUAUUAAGAAAGAGAGAAAGGGGAAAAAGAAUUUUCGAGAGAGAGAGAGAGAAUGAUUCUGAUAUGGUGGGUAUUGAUUAUGGGUUUGGGUUGGAAUGGAGAGGGAAGAAUGGUGAUUAUGGGGUUGGCUGCAAAGUGUGAAUUCCCUGCCAUUUUCAACUUUGGAGAUUCAAAUUCAGACACAGGCGCCAUCUCAGCUGCUUUUCAAGAGGUACAGUUUCCUAAUGGCGAGACCUUCUUUGGAGAGGCAGCAGGCAGGCUAUGUGACGGUCGUCUCAUUGUCGAUUUCAUAGCGGAGAAGUUGAAGGUAGCCUACGUGAAUGCAUACUUGGACAGUGUUGGGAGUAGAUUCAAGCAUGGAGCAAACUUUGCGACGAGUGCAUCAACCAUUCACACUUAUAAUAAUACAUCGUUUCCUAGGGGAGGAUUUAGCCCCUUCUCAUUGGGCAUACAGCUCAACCAAUUCACCCAAUUCAAGUCCAGGUCCAAUAGGCUCUACCACCAUGAAUCAGUUGAACUUCUAAGAAACCCGAUACUCGUCAAGGCUGAGUUGAGUUUGACAUACCAUGCGCAAGAGAAUCCUCUUAGAAUGCACUUUCCGGGACCGGAUGAUUUCUCUAGGGCUCUAUACACCUUUGAUAUUGGCCAAAAUGAUCUCAACGUCGCAUUCGCAAUUAAGUCAGAUGACCAAGCAAAAGCAUUCAUUUCCGGCAUCAUCGGGGAGUUUACACAAGCCAUACAAUAUCUAUAUGAGCAAGGGGCAAGAGCAUUUUGGAUUCAUAACACAGGGCCAGCAGGAUGCCUACCAUCUUCAGUUAUAAAUUAUCCUUUGAAGCCCCACAAUUUAGAUAAGUAUGGUUGUGUGCAACCCAAAAACGAGGUGGCUCAUGAGUUCAAUAGCCAACUUAAACGAGCCGUAUCUCAGAUAAGGAAACAACUCCCAUUGGCUGCACUCACAUAUGUGGACGUAUACUCUGCAAAAUAUACUCUUAUCACCCAAGCAAAGGAGCUCGGGUUUGUUGAUCCGUUUGUGUUUUGCUGUGGGCUCGCGGGAAACAUUAACAUUGGAUGUGGGAGAAAGGCCAUUAUCAAUGGGACCCAGGUUAUUGGUGGUUCGUGUGCGGACCCUUUGUCGCACGUGAGCUGGGAUGGGGUUCACUACACUCACGCUGCCAACCGUUGGAUAUCAAAUCACAUCCUGAAUGGCCACUAUUCUGACCCUCCGAUUCCUAUCACGGAGGCCUGUUAUAACUAAUAAAUACAAUCAAGUUCCUAGGAACCCAUGAAACAAUAACAGAAAAGACCACGACUUGUGAAUUUCCUCUUAACAAACCCCUUAUAUAGGAAAUUAUAAUUUUUGUUUUUCUUUUUGAAAAACCCUCCGCCUUCUCUCUCAUAAGAAAAACCGAAUUCAUAGCAUCAUUAUUAUCAUUUUUGCCUUUUCUCAAUUAAUUGGGAUCGGCUAAUUUAUAACAUACCAAAAUAAAUCAAGAGAAGAAAAAUCCCAUGCAUAUUAAACUAUAAAGCUCAAUCUAUGAUUCUAUAUAAGAAAAAGGCCCAAAACCCAAUUUAUUGGAAAAGUAUAGAACGAGACCAUUUACCUUUAAUACGAAGUGGUC
Messenger RNA from Amborella trichopoda, 1850 nucleotides. Its product is annotated as GDSL esterase/lipase At3g27950. Gene Ontology annotation, molecular function: hydrolase activity, acting on ester bonds. Lineage: Eukaryota; Viridiplantae; Streptophyta; Magnoliopsida; Amborellales; Amborellaceae. The record is from RefSeq and is a predicted model, not a curated record.